AUGGCCAAUCGAACGGUAAAAGAUGCAAAAACAAUUCACGGGACAAAUCCUCAGUAUUUGAUAGAAAAGAUCAUCCGGUCUCGUAUUUACGACAAUAAAUUCUGGAAAGAAGAAUGCUUUGCUUUGUCUGCUGAGUUACUUGUGGACAAGGCCAUGUUAAUGCGAUUUAUAGGAGGAGUAUUUGGAGGUAAUAUCAAACCCACACCUUUCUUGUGUUUGACGUUGAAGAUGUUGCAAAUACAACCAGAAAAAGACAUCAUUGUGGAGUUCAUAAAAAAUGAAGAAUUCAAAUAUGUCCGCGCGCUUGGGGCAUUUUAUAUGCGUUUGACAGGCUCGUCAGUGGAUUGUUAUAAAUAUCUGGAACCAUUGUUGGCAGACAGUCGUAAGUUAAGAAGACAAAAUCGGGAGGGUCAGUUCGAGCUUAUAUACAUCGAUGAAUUUAUUGACUCAUUGCUACGAGACGAACGUGUUUGUGACGUUAUUUUACCACGUAUACAAAGCAGACAUGUACUGGAAGAAAAUAAUGAGUUAGAACCCAAAGUUUCUAUACUUGAAGAGGACAUAGAAGAAGGUGUUGAAUCAUCAGAUGAAGAAGAGUCUACAGAUAAAAGAAGAGAAAAGGAACACAGGAAUAAACAUUCCCCUGUGAAAGAAAAAAGAAGAGACAGAGAGCGUGAUAAGAGGAAUAGAGAUAGAGAUCGAGAUCGUGAUCGUAGAGAUCGUGAUAGGGGCGAUAGAAGAGAUAGAGACCGACAUAGAAGGAGUAGAAGUCAUGAUCGAGAACGAUCAAGAAGACAUAGGUCAAGAUCACCUUAUAGAAAAUAA
Macrosiphum euphorbiae (potato aphid) is the source of this 825-nucleotide messenger RNA. The record is from the annotation of a GenBank genome assembly. NCBI's taxonomy places the organism in Eukaryota, Metazoa, Arthropoda, Insecta, Hemiptera, Aphididae.